AUGAACUUCGGAACUUGGUGGAACAAUCUGAGAAGCAAAACAACGAUUAUCAAUGGGACCUUCUUCCAUACGACCCUAGUUUCGAUUUUCACCGGUCCACUUGACCCAAUUGCUCUUGAAGACAUAGAUUUGGAUGACUUGCUCGAUGGUGUUGAGUUGGAGCAAGUUGUCCAUCUCCAGCCUAGAGGACCAGUUCAUCUUCCCCCAAGAGGUCCAGCUCCACUUCCCCCACGAGGUCCAGCUCCAUUUCCCCUACGAGGACCAGCUCCACUUCAACCUCGUGGUGCAAUUCUUGCUCAUCCUCGACCAAGAGGUCCAGCUCCGGUUCUUCUUCAGCCUCCCCCAAGAGCUCCAGCUCCACUUCCCCCACGAGGACCAAUUCAACUUCAACCUCCUGGUGCAAUUCUUGCUCAUCCUCGACCAAUUCGUCCAGCUCCGGUUCAACGAGGAACGUCCGUUUCUCUCGGAGAGUAA
Molecule: messenger RNA, 474 nt
Organism: Microthlaspi erraticum
Lineage: Eukaryota; Viridiplantae; Streptophyta; Magnoliopsida; Brassicales; Brassicaceae
Source: the annotation of a GenBank genome assembly